GCCUGCAGGAGGUAGCGGCGGCGGCCGAGGCCGAGGGAAGAUGGCGGACGGUGUGGACCACAUAGACAUUUACGCGGAUGUGGGCGAAGAGUUCAACCAGGAAGCUGAAUAUGGUGGGCAUGAUCAGAUAGAUUUGUAUGAUGAUGUCAUCUCUCCAUCUGCAAAUAAUGGAGAUGCCCCAGAAGAUCGGGAUUACAUGGAUACUCUCCCACCAACUGUUGGUGAUGAUGUGGGUAAAGGAGCAGCACCAAAUGUUGUCUAUACAUAUACUGGAAAGAGAAUUGCAUUAUAUAUUGGAAAUCUAACAUGGGGGACAACAGAUGAAGACUUAACUGAAGCAGUUCAUUCUUUGGGCGUAAAUGAUAUUUUGGAGAUAAAAUUUUUUGAAAAUCGGGCAAAUGGCCAGUCAAAGGGGUUUGCCCUUGUUGGUGUUGGAUCUGAAGCAUCCUCAAAAAAGUUAAUGGAUCUGUUGCCUAAAAGAGAACUUCAUGGUCAGAAUCCUGUUGUAACUCCAUGCAAUAAACAGUUCCUGAGUCAAUUUGAAAUGCAGUCCAGGAAAACUACACAGUCAGGACAAAUGUCUGGGGAAGGUAAAGCUGGUCCUCCGGGAGGCAGUUCACGUGCAGCCUUUCCACAAGGUGGUAGAGGACGGGCCCGUUUUCCAGGGGCUGUUCCUGGUGGGGACAGAUUUCCUGGGCCAGCAGGACCAGGAGGGCCACCUCCACCUUUUCCAGCUGGACAGACUCCACCACGUCCACCCUUAGGUCCUCCAGGUCCACCCGCUCCACCAGGUCCUCCACCUCCUGGUCAGGUUCUGCCUCCUCCUUUAGCUGGGCCUCCUAAUCGAGGAGAUCGCCCUCCACCACCAGUUCUUUUUCCUGGACAACCUUUUGGGCAGCCUCCAUUGGGUCCGCUUCCUCCUGGGCCUCCACCUCCAGUUCCAGGCUACGGCCCCCCUCCUGGUCCACCACCUCCACAACAGGGACCACCUCCACCUCCAGGCCCCUUUCCACCUCGCCCACCUGGCCCUCUUGGGCCACCCCUUACACUCGCUCCUCCUCCGCAUCUUCCUGGACCACCUCCAGGUGCCCCACCACCAGCUCCACAUGUGAACCCCGCUUUCUUUCCUCCACCAACUAACAGCGGCAUGCCUACAUCAGAUAGCCGGGGUCCACCACCAACGGAUCCAUAUGGCCGGCCUCCACCAUAUGAUAGGGGUGACUAUGGGCCUCCUGGAAGGGAAAUGGAUACUGCAAGAACACCAUUGAGUGAAGCUGAGUUUGAAGAAAUCAUGAAUAGAAAUAGGGCAAUCUCAAGCAGUGCUAUUUCAAGAGCUGUGUCUGAUGCCAGUGCUGGUGAUUAUGGGAGUGCUAUUGAGACAUUGGUAACUGCAAUUUCUUUAAUUAAACAAUCCAAAGUAUCUGCUGAUGAUCGUUGCAAAGUUCUUAUUAGCUCUUUGCAAGAUUGCCUUCAUGGAAUUGAAUCCAAGUCUUAUGGUUCUGGAUCAAGACGUGAACGAUCAAGAGAAAGGGAUCAUAGUAGAUCACGAGAAAAGAGUCGGCAUCAUAAAUCCCGCAGUAGAGAUCGUCAUGAUGAUUAUUACAGAGAGAGAAGCAGAGAACGAGAGAGACACCGGGACCGGGACCGGGACCGCGAUCGAGAGCGCGACCGAGAGCGCGAGUAUCGUCAUCGUUAGAAGCUGAAGGAAGAGGAACACCUUCCAAGACAAAACAGUCUUCAUGGGGGAAAAAUGACGCUUGUCCAGCAGUUUGCUUCUUGUGAUUGAACUGAACCUGUAAGGAUUCAUGGAUAAAAUGAACAGGAAUAGAUCUGAAUAAAGCAAAUCUGCAUAAAUGGUAA
Messenger RNA from Lagenorhynchus albirostris (white-beaked dolphin), 1860 nucleotides. RefSeq names its product cleavage and polyadenylation specificity factor subunit 6-like. Gene Ontology annotation, cellular component: mRNA cleavage and polyadenylation specificity factor complex. Gene Ontology annotation, molecular function: mRNA binding. Lineage: Eukaryota; Metazoa; Chordata; Mammalia; Artiodactyla; Delphinidae. The transcript has a single exon. The record is from RefSeq and is a predicted model, not a curated record. Bases 41 to 1696 code for a protein of 551 amino acids. Gene Ontology annotation, biological process: mRNA alternative polyadenylation.